Molecule: messenger RNA, 2213 nt
Organism: Hevea brasiliensis (rubber tree)
Lineage: Eukaryota; Viridiplantae; Streptophyta; Magnoliopsida; Malpighiales; Euphorbiaceae
Product: L-type lectin-domain containing receptor kinase V.9-like
Exons: 1
Coding region: 73-2112 (679 amino acids)
Biological process (GO): protein phosphorylation
Cellular component (GO): plasma membrane
Molecular function (GO): protein kinase activity; carbohydrate binding; ATP binding
Source: RefSeq, a predicted model, not a curated record
UUAUGCUCUUUCAUUGAAACAAGGAAAGAUUGAGGCUCCAAAGUCUCUAAAUGCUCUGUCUCUCGUAUUUUUAUGGAAAGAUCUCGAUCUUUUGGAAUGUCUUGUAAAAUUCUCAUGCUUUAUUUCUUCUUGAGGCUUGCAUCUGCAGACAACAACAAUCAAUCUGGAUUCUUGUUCGAUGGUUACUUCAAGUUGGGUGGAAGUGUAAACCAUUCACACAUGUCCUCUCGAGUGAUAUUAACAGACAGUGGGCUAAGCGAAGCAGGCCAAGUCUUCUAUAACGAUUCUUUCAAAUUCAAGAACUCAACAACAGGUUCUGUCUUCUCCUUCUCCACUACCUUCAUCUUUUCUGUAAUAUCCAAGGACCCUGAAUUUAGCGGCCAUGGACUUGCCUUCGCUAUCUCACCAUCGAAAGGUAUUCCAGGAGCCUUACCAAAUCAGUAUCUUGGUCUUUUCAAUGCAACUAACAACGGAAUAAGUUCAAAUCAUGUUAUUGCAGUAGAGCUUGACACAGACCAAGAUUUCCAGUUUGAUGACAUAGAUGAUAACCAUUUGGGGAUUGAUAUUAAUGGCUUGGUCUCCGUGAAAUCUCUUCCUGCUGGGUACCAUAGUGAUGAUUGGCAUUUCAAAGAGCUAGUUCUCAAAAGUGGAAAACCACUGCAGGUCUGGGUUGAAUAUGAGAGCUUGAAUCAACAACUCAAUGUCACAAUCCAUCCAAUAAACAUACCUAAACCUAAGCUUCCACUUUUAUCCUUGAAAAGAGAUCUCUCCCCUUAUUUCUAUGAGCUCAUGUAUGUUGGCUUCUCAUCCGCUAGUGGGACUAAUUCUUCUCAGUACAUAUUGGGUUGGAGUUUUAGGGUGAAUGGUCAAGCUGAGGAGAUAAACCUGUCUAGACUUCCUGAUAUACCUGGUUUUAUAAGAAAUGAAGAGGGUGCAGGCGAUGGAUAUAGGAAACAACAAAAGAUUUUGGCAGUUGUAUUAUCUUUAACAGGGGGCAUUUUACUUCUACUCUUGAUUUUUGGAGUACUUAUUAUGAUUUCAAGAAGGAGAAAGUUCAUUCAGGUACUUGAGGAUUGGGAGGUGCUAUAUGGGCCUUAUAGGUUCUCCUAUAAUGACUUAUUCAUUGCUACGAAAGCCUUUGGAGAUAAACAACUUCUUGGAAAGGGGGGUUUCGGCAGGGUAUACAAAGGCAUUCUGCCAUUCUCAAAUAUUCAAAUUGCACUGAAGAGAAUUUCUCAUGAUUCCAGGCAAGGGAUGAAAGAAUUCGUAGCUGAAAUUGCAACCAUUGGCCGUCUCAGGCACCCAAACUUGGUUAGACUUCUGGGCUAUUGCAGGCGCAAGAAUGAACUUUUCUUAGUUUAUGACUAUAUGCCUAAUGGUAGUCUUGACAAGUUCCUUUAUCGAUUACCCAAUUACGUACUAAACUGGAAACAAAGAUUCAAAAUUAUCAAAGAUGUGGCAUCUGCACUCUUCUAUCUGCACCAACAAUGGGUACAAGUUAUAAUCCAUAGAGACAUCAAACCUGCCAAUGUACUCAUCGACAAUGACAUGAAUGCCAGACUAGGAGAUUUUGGGCUUGCCAGGUUAUGUGAUCACGGAAAUGAUCCUCAAACCUCUCAUGUAGCUGGUACUCCAGGCUAUAUAGACCCAGAUAUUGUGCAGAGUGGGAAAUCAAACACACGUACUGAUAUAUAUGCAUUUGGGGUCUUUGUGCUUGAGGUUACUUGUGGUAGAAGGCCUGUGGAUCCUCGAACUUCAACUGAGAAAGUAAUGUUGAUCGAUUGGGUACUGAACUGCUGGGAUAACGGAGCAAUUUUGGACACAGUUGAUAGUAGACUAGUGAAUGAGUAUGUCUUGCAUGAAGCUGAAUUGGUGUUGAAGCUUGGCUUGCUAUGUUCACACCCUGUGGCUGCAGUUAGGCCGAGCAUGUCUAGUGUAGUCCAAAUUUUAGAUGGAGCUGCUCAGUUGCCAGAAAAUACAAGUGAUGUAAUCAAAUCUCGAGAUUCGGGUUAUGCCUCCUGUCAAGGAGGCGUAGCAAAUGAAUUCCCUUCUGGGAACACUUCCAUUGCUUCAUUGACAUUUACAGAAUCAUUUGCCUCUGAUGGCCGUUAAUAUAUAAUGCAUUUCUGUUUGAUCCUUGUUUAUAUAUAUUUGUAUUGCAACUAAUACUAUACUUACAAGAGUAAUCAAUGAGUAGAAUGUUUAAGAAUGCA